Messenger RNA from Micropterus salmoides (largemouth bass), 2781 nucleotides. RefSeq names its product leucine rich repeat containing 14B (gene lrrc14b). The coding region runs from base 478 to 2337 and encodes 619 amino acids. Gene Ontology annotation, cellular component: cytoplasm. Lineage: Eukaryota; Metazoa; Chordata; Actinopteri; Centrarchiformes; Centrarchidae. The record is from RefSeq and is a predicted model, not a curated record. The transcript is spliced from 3 exons.
AAUGUAUUAGGUGUCUUAAAAAGCAGUAAACAUGGGGUUGUUUUUAGCAUCCACAUCUGCACCAACGUUUAAAUCAGGAGAAAUCCAUCUUGGAAGAGGCAGAGUUACCCAUGUUUCCACUGACCGAAGCCUCAUUAGACCUUAAUGCUUUGAAACCCUGUGACAUGUUGUAAAUUCAUAGUGGCAAAAGCCAUUUACUGAGGCAGGGCUGGAAAAAAUGGAUUUACCAAAAAGUAAAUAACAGCACUUAAUUGUAAACUUCCUUAUCGAAUGCAUUACACAUUGUAAAGUGAUGAUGUUUCUGUUGUACAGAUUUAAUUGUUCCUUUAUUGUUCUAUUUCUGAUCUCACAAAAUUGUUUUCUUUGGUUUAAUGUGUGCAGCAUAGGCCUCACAAAGACGUGUUGUGAAUGGUGGCAUUCAAAUAUUGUUCCUACUUAUCUCUCUGGCAAAAGUUCAGAUAGACACCGUACCCAGCGAUGGACGUGAGACAGCUGUUCCUAUUAAUAGCCUCUACUCUCUUACCCUACCACAAGACCCCCGUCCCUUGCUCCUGCUUCACAAUAACAAGCCUGACCCCAGACAAAUGCACAACACCCAGACAGACUGCAACAGAGGAAAUCAACAAAGCAGCGACCAUUGAAGAGCCACAACACUUGACACGCAGAGCUGUUUGGCUGCAGCGCUCAACAACAACCAGGCAACCCACAGACCAGUUGGAACAAGAAAACACCAGGGGGGAAAAAACUCCAAACAUGAAGUCACUGCGAUUCAUUGCAGCUGAGGGUUUCAUCCAGAGCGGGCCAAGUGCUCUGGAGGAACUCAACUGUGUGUCUUUUAACCUCUACCCACUUCUCUUUAAGGCCUGCUACCUGCAUGAGCAGGCUGACAUGCUGCAUGUUUUGGUCCAAGCAUGGCCUCUUCCUGAGCUUAACCUACACAGGAUCCUGGGAAAGACAUUUGACUGUCAGAUGGACCUCACCUCCCGCACCUGCCGGCUUUGUCUGGUUGCGAUCCUAACUGGCUUAAAGGAUUAUGUGCUGUCUCCUCCAAGAACCUAUGCCAAGAGACUCCAUGUGGUUGACCUUACUGCCCUGAAGGAUAUUGAGCACCAGUCUUGCCCCUGCCAGUCCACCCUGGGUCGAUGGGCAAGGACCCAACUCUUGACCCAAAUGUGCUAUGAGACCACGGUGGCCAUGCAAGCUGCCAGUGUGUCCCGAUCUGCCUUUGACACAUCUAUUGACAUCCGUCUGAACGGCUUCAUCACAGGCCGCAACUAUGAGUUGGUGGCUCAGGCCCUCCUCCUCCUCCGCUACUGUCCACUGAAGCUUCGGUUCGUUAGUUUCCGGGCUGAUUCCCUCGCUCUCAAGCAGUUGUUCUAUGUCCUUCGCCUAGCAGAACCUGAGUCCAUCUUAAAGCUGGAGUUCGUCCACAAUGUUCCCCUGGAGGCCACGCACUUGGAGGUGCUGCUGUCCAGGGUGAAAUUCCCCAAAUUACAGUCACUGGCCCUGCCGGCAGGGGCGUUGGAUGUUAGAAGGUUGGGCUCUGAUGAUGAGGACCUGCUGGCCACCAUCGGCAAUCUGCUGGCUCAACUGAGCAGCCUGACUGAGCUCUAUGUUAGUUUCUCCACUCUAACUGGACACAUACGAAGGCUACUUAGUCCUCUCAACACUCCACUGCAGUGCUUGGAGUUGGCCAACUGCUGCCUGAACCGCUUGGACAUGACGUACCUUUCCAACAGCAUCCACAGUGAGGCCCUGGUCCGCCUGGACAUGAGUGGACACGACAUCUUCAGCUCUUUCGCUUCCGCUUUCCACAAACUGCUCGGCCGUUGCUCAGCCACAUUGACCAGCCUGGUCCUCGAAGAAUGUAACAUAGAGGACGAGCAUAUGGAUGCCUUUACUAAUGCUCUGGCUUGCUGCCAGGUGCUGGAGGAGCUCAAAAUCCUGGGAAACCCUAUGACGUCUGCAGCCCUGCGGAGGUUGUUCUCCAUGCUAUCUGCAGGAUUUCCUAAUUUAAAGUACAUAGAGGUACCAGUUCCCCGCGAGUGCUACUCUGAGGAUGUAACUUAUCCUCUUGAAGAUUCAGUCCUACUGCAGUACAACAGGGAGUUGUUUCAGGAGGUCAGGGGCCAACUGAUUGGGAUCCUGGAAGGAGCUGGUAGAAAGAAUGUGGACGUGUGCACCCCGCUCAUGGGGGCCUAUGACCCAGACAUCAAUGAAACCAGCAAUGAGCUGGGAGUGUCGAUGUUAAAAUCUUUCAACAGCGUCAUUGGAAACUUUAUAGGAACCAUAAAUGACGUGGGCAAUAGGAGAUCCCAGGCUCAGAGCGAUAAUUAACAGGGUUGCCAAAUAAAUGGAUCACAAACUCAAGAUUGUUUAUAUGAAUCUAGACAUUUCUGUAAAGCAGACCCGAAUCUUCAAACCUUACAGAAAUGUUCACACUUGUGUUGAAUAUGAAUGACCCCUGCAGACAGUUUAUUGCUUUUCAAGGUUGUGUUCAAGGCUCUACUAAACACCAUAGUAUAGUUAGCUAGAAAACUGUCAUCACUGUACUAUGUAUGACUUAAGGCCAACACUGUGACAAUAGAUCUAGUAAACUAGGAUAUGGAUUAACAUUAUAUACAACACUUCCGGUCCUGAGGAGAUGAUAUCUCAACAGAGGAUCAUUAUUUUCUUCCAAGUGCUCCUUACAGUCUGUAAACCAAUUACAUGUGCAGUGCAGAUAGAUUUAGCUACUGUAGUGGUUAUGGUAGAUACUUGAAGUUUGCCUGGGACAUUUUC